Messenger RNA from Zootoca vivipara (common lizard), 6051 nucleotides. Lineage: Eukaryota; Metazoa; Chordata; Lepidosauria; Squamata; Lacertidae. The record is from RefSeq and is a predicted model, not a curated record.
UGCACUUUUGCUCCGUCACCCGAGGGCAGCCCGAAAGCCACGCGCCCGAGCUCUCCACAAGCCCCGCGGCGGCGAGAGGCAGCGCGCACUACUUAAGUCCCAGUUACUAUUACUACCAGGCAGCAAGAGUGAGGGGGGGGAGCAGAGGGCGGCGCGCUACACACCCAGGAGGAGACCGUCCAUGUCAAAGAUGAGAGGAAGUUCUUAACUCACCGAGGGUUUGAGACCCAUUGGCUAUCCAGUUAAAGCCAUCCCCAUGGUGUGGCCGCUGUCACAUGCUGAAAGCCAAAGGCAUAGCAGCUGACAUUCUGAGCAGGUAUUUGGAGUCAGUAAUGAACUGGGUGAGAAAAUAAACUGAAGAAUAACCCAAACAAGACAGAGGCGUUGGUGCAGGUAACUUUUUGAAGCAGCCUUGCCCUAAAACAGCAGAAUGAUGAUCCUUCUUCCUGUGAUGAUUUAUCUGUGGCCUAUAAGCAAUGCUAUUAAUGAAAGGAUUUCCAAGCCCAGUAUUGUAUUAUUCAUGGCUGAUGAUCUUGGCAUUGGAGACCUAGGAUGCUAUGGAAACACAACUUCAAGGACUCCUAACAUUGACAAGUUGUCUAAAGAAGGAGCAACACUGACCCAACACAUAGCAGCCUCACCACUAUGUACCCCAAGCAGGGCAUCUUUCUUGACAGGCCGCUAUUCUGUCAGAUCAGGAAUGGCUAGCCUGCACAAAGUUGGGGUCUUCUUGUUUUCUGCUUCUUCUGGUGGACUCCCUGUGGAAGAAAUAACAUUUGCUAAACUUCUCCAGCAGAGGGGUUAUUCUACAGCUCUCAUAGGAAAAUGGCAUCUUGGGAUUAACUGCAACAGCAGUGAUGACUUCUGCCACCACCCUUUAAAUCAUGGAUUUGAUUACUUCUACGGGGUGCCUGUGAACAAUCUUAGGGACUGUAAACCUGGUCACGGAAGCGUGUUUAGCGCUGGACUGAAGAUGCACAUCCGUGCAGCACUCCAGACCACGGCGAUUGCUCUGAUCUCUUUGGCGGUUCUGAAUUACAUUGGCCUUGUCAGAGUUCCCCGCAGAGUACUGGGCUACUUCUUCUUAAUAGCGGCAGUGAUGGUUGGAGUUUUGCUGCUCUUCUUUUAUAACUUCCGGAAUCUUAACUGCUUCUUGAUGCGAAAUCACAGUAUUAUCCAGCAACCCUGGGACUAUGAGAACCUCACUCAGAGAUUCACAGAGGAAGCCAAAAGGUUCAUAGGAAGGAACACCAAUGCACCAUUUCUUCUUUUUGUGGCUUAUACUCAGGUCCAUACCGCUCUUUAUGCAUCCCAAGCUUUCAGAGGAAAAAGCAAACACAGAUUAUAUGGAGAUGCCCUGGAAGAAAUGGACUGGAGUGUAGGGCAAAUUAUCCAUGUGUUAGAUCAAUGGCACCUACGUGAGCAGACUCUUGUGUACUUCACAUCUGAUCAUGGGGCACAUGUGGAAGAAAUAUCAGCCACCGGAGAAGUCCAGGGUGGUUACAAUGGAAUAUAUAAAGGUGGAAAGUCUACAAGUUGGGAAGGAGGGAUUCGAGUUCCUGGUCUUCUUCGCUGGCCUGGAGUGUUUAAGCCUGGUACACAUAUUGAUGAGCCCACAAGUAAUAUGGAUAUAUUCCCCACAAUAGUUAAACUUGCUGGAGCAUCACUGCCCAGUGACAGAAUUAUUGAUGGACAUGACCUGAUGCCCUUGCUUCGAGGUAUUGCUCUCCGAUCCAAGCAUGAAUUUCUCUUCCAUUACUGUAAUGCAUAUUUAAAUGCAGUUCGCUGGCAUCCAGGAAACAGUAAAUCUAUUUGGAAAGCAUUUUUUUUCACUCCAAAUUUCAGUCCACGAGAUUCCAACGGCUGCCAUGAUGAUCAUGUAUGUUUUUGCUACGGAAAUCAUGUCACGUACCAUGACCCACCAUUGCUUUUUGAACUUUCCAAGGACCCAGAAGAAAAAAACCCACUGACACCAGAAACUGAGAGUCAUUUCCAUGAAAUCAUUCAAGUCAUUCAGCAGGCAGUGAGCAACCACACCAAGUCACUGGCCGCGGUUCCAAACCAGCUUUCCCUGGAAAAUAUGUUGUGGAAGCCUUGGCUUCAGCCAUGUUGUUCUUCUUUCCUCCAGUUUUGCUAUUGUGACCAUGAGUCAAGAGAAAACAAGAAAUUGCCAGAAGCAUGACAUCGCUAAUGUACAAUCACACCGAUGCUUUAGGGAUAAACAAGAUGAGGGUGGGGAACAGAUCAUACUUUGACCUAAAAAAAAUGUAAGGAUUUGGCCUUUCCUGAGCCUCCCGGGUGGUUCUGCUCAAAUAGUCAGUGAUGUGCAGUGAUACUAGUGCUGUGCAAAGAUUGCUCUCUCAGAUUCACAGUUCCAUAAACAGACUGGGCAUUUUCAAGGAUGCUUCCAGAGGCUGAUGAAAUGUACUGUACUGUAUAUGUUUUCAGAGGAAAGCAGGUUUCCAAGGAAUGGAGCAAGUGGCAGCAACAUUAUUAACACAAUGGGGGACACCAUCUUUUUUAUCCACAAUGCUACAGUAUCAUGUCAUGGUGUAGCAUCAUUCCCAACAAGUUAUUAUAGGAAUAUAUGUCAGACUGGCUGCAAGGCCCAGAUGCUUCCACCCUAUUAAAAUGGACAAGACAUUGCUUGAGGGGAAGGUGGGGACAAUUAAAGGAAGAUGCUGAUAAACCCCCUCUUACUCUGAAAAUGUAUAUGCUUUUGUUGCCCCCUCCGGGGGGUGCACAAUGAUACUGCAAGCUCUAAAUGAUACCAUAGUCUACAAACAUAUUAUAGUUUAGUUUCAGAACACUUGUCAAUGCAACUGUCUUUCUGGUGGCCAAAUUACUUGAAGGAAUGAUCAUAGAGGAGUCACCCAGAUUCCCAUUCCCUUGUUACCAUAUCCCUUCUACUAACUUCUGUGUCACACCACCCAAUGGCAUCUUAUAUAAAGACAAGGGCUUGCCAAAAAACAUUUGUUACCUGAGGCAAUGGACAAGAUGCUUCGUCUCCCUAACUCCUGAUUACACAGGCAGCAGAAUUUUAUUUCCACAGUGGUGAAAGUAGAGAGCAUCCUUCGCUGAACAUGAAGGCAGCAGGACAGUUUAGGGUGAGCAGGACAAGCUGUGUGGCACACCUAGACCUGUCUCCUGCUCCCAAUCUCCAUCACCCAGCAUUUGCCUCCGAAGGUGGCCACCUCAUUCUACCUAAUUUUAGGGUUGGCUUUGUAACUUGAAAAUGAACAUACGUACUUUCUUCACAGUUUGAAAACAAAAUAGGAGAAAGCAUCAACUUAUGACUAGGAUGAAUAAUAUCUCAUUAGAUGGAUUGGUGCUGUUGGAGAAUGGCUGAUAAUAUUAAUUAUUCACAAUCAUCUCUGAACAACGUUAUAAUAAUACCGAAGCACUUUAUGUUACAACACGAUACAUUUUAAUUAUUUUGUAGUGCAGAGUGCCAAAACGCAUAGCUAUUUGUAAAUCUCUUACCUAACUAAUGCAAAUUAUUCAAACUAUUGGGUCAUAUAUAGUGGCUUUUGGAAAUGAGAUUCUUAGGGCAUGGACAGUGCAUGGCUACUCAGGAGUAAGUGCUAUGGAGUUCAGUGGAGCUUGCUCCCAAAUAUGUGCACCUAGGAAUUCAGCCUAAGGGAAAGGGAAAAUUAAUAAGCACUUAUUUUAAAAGUCUAAACGUAAAACUGCUCAUUUUGUUGAAAUUAAAUAAUGGCCAUAUCAUAAUAAAUUGACAGAUGCUGUGAUUAUGAAGCCUCUCUUAAUAGUUUACAGAGAAAUAUCAUAGUAGACAAACAGGUUGCUAUUGGAUGAGUUGUUCUUAUCCAAGAUAAAGGAUGGGAGAGGAUAGGAGAAAAGAAAGGAAGUAAUAGCUGAUAAAGUGGUUGCAAAAAAGAGCAGAAAGGCCUAAGAAAGGGAGGCUGGUAAGGGGUUUGAUGGGUAAGUGGCUCAUCCAAAUUGAGCAGAGUCAUUGCUGCUCCUUCAUAGCCUAACCCUUUGCUGCGAUCUGUAUUUAAUAAACCAUGGGCCUAGUUCAACCCCACAUACUUGUGUAUUGUGCCUGCUCCGGCUACAAAUCUGUGGCUUUAGGCUUCCAGUAAACAGUGUUAUGUACAGAGGCCGUGUUGCUCAUUGAAACCCCAGUGCAUUGAGAACCCAGUGGUUCUCAAGCUUUUUUCUCUGUGCCACACUUCCAUAAGAAAUUUUUUCUCGCACUGCACCAAUUUUUUUAUUGAUAAUAAAUUGGAAAACAAAAAGAAUCAACUCCUAGCAGUGCUUGAUUUAUAACAUAGAACACAACUACUUUAUAGUUUUCUCAUGGGACAUCCAUAAUAAAAUAGAAAGCCAUGCAGCUACAUGAGAACAGGAACCAUUCCCAAAAUAUAAUUAUAAAUUCUCUUACAUUUAUACCUUAAGUAUGUAUACAAGCUCGAUGAGCUGACUUUUGCUGUGUAAUCUCAUGUAUAUUUGGUCUGAUUUGAGACGAACCAAUUCUCAUUUCUUCAUCAACACGAAGCUUUUCUCUUUUCUGAUCUUGCAUGUUUGUCAGUGUUGAAAAUCCCUGUUCAAAACAAUACGGAGAAUUGUGAAAAAUAGCCAAUGCUAUUGAAGAGAUGCAGGGAUACUGCCCCCCCCCCCCACCAAAGUAGGUAAAAGUAAAGGAACCCUGGACAGUUAAGUCCAGUCAAAGGCAACUCUCAGGGGUGGCACUUAUUUCUGCUUUCAGGCCGAGGGAGCUGGUGUUUGUCCACAGGCAGCUUUCCGGGUCAUGUGGCCAGCAUGACUAAACUGCUUCAGACACAAUAGAACACCAUGUUACCUUCCCGCCACAGUGGUAGCUAUUUAUCUACUUGCACUGGUAUGCUUUCAAACUGCUAGGCUUAACCUAAUCAGCAAGCCCAAGAGGCUCGGUGGUUUUUAGACCACAGCGCCACCUGCUAUAUUUACUAUACUAUACUGGAAUGUUUAAAUGUUUCUUUUAUGUUUCUUUUAUUGUCCUUGAAUCAUCCCACCACACUUCUCAGAACCACUGCCUUAACCUAAACCACGGGUCAGCAACCUUUUUCAGCCAUGGGCCGGUCCACAGUCCCUCAGACCAUGUGGUAGCCCGGACUAUUUUUUUUUUGAGGGGGGGGGGGAAUGAACAAAUUCCUAUACCCCACAAAUAACCCAGAGAUGCAUUUUAAAUAAAAGCACACCUUCUACUCAUGUAAAAACAUCAGGCAGCCCCCACAAAUAACCCAGAGUUGCACUUUAAAUAAAAGGACACAUUCUACUCAUGUAAAAACAUGCUGAUUCCCGGACCGUCCGUGGGCCGGAUUUAGAAGGCGAUUGGGCUGCAUCUGUUGCCUACCCCUGACCUAAACCAAAGCUUUCCAAACUGUGUGUCAUGACAUGUUAGUGUGUCAGCUGCAGUGUGUAGGUGUGUUGUGCAAAUGCUCCCCACGCUCCUCCUGGGGCUGGAAAGGGGUUAGUUUAACCUCUGGUUUGCUAGGAAAACUGAAUUACCGGUACUGUGUCGUGAAAUUAUGCAUGUCUAAAAAGUGUGCACCAACAUGAAAAGUUUGGAGAGCUCUGACCUAAACCCUUCUUGUUCCAGAUGCACACCAGGCAGGUAUUUAUGAUAUCACAAAAUAAUUCUGGGAUAACCAAUGCAGUCUUUUUAUAUAUUGCCAUUGAAACAUAGGUGGCGACCAUUCAGCUUGCUUGAAUGCUUUAUUUAAUCACAGGAUACAUUGACUACAUGGAGCCUUGAUGUUUGUUUUCUCUUCUUGCCAGAAUUGUAAGUGCUUUCCUGCUGUUAUCUGUGUAUAGAUGGCAGUAGGUGUUUAAAAAAGGCAUUGCGCACCUUCUUAGCUUAUUGUGCUUACAGCCAACAAAAGUAAACAACAACAAAAGCUGUAUUUCUUUGGAAAACCCACUUGCACUUGUUGAAGCAAAAAAACAAACAUGUUGUGGAUUCUCCCUCUGGUCUUCCUGACAUUCUACUUGGAAAACAAUACCCCAGUUUGAUGCAUAACAACAUGCACCAAGCAAGAAAUUCCCAUU